Molecule: messenger RNA, 843 nt
Organism: Aspergillus thermomutatus
Lineage: Eukaryota; Fungi; Ascomycota; Eurotiomycetes; Eurotiales; Aspergillaceae
Product: EXPERA domain-containing protein
Exons: 4
Coding region: 1-843 (280 amino acids)
Biological process (GO): sterol biosynthetic process
Cellular component (GO): endoplasmic reticulum; membrane
Molecular function (GO): cholestenol delta-isomerase activity; C-8 sterol isomerase activity; steroid Delta-isomerase activity
Source: RefSeq, a predicted model, not a curated record
AUGUUCUCUUCAGGAGUUCGGUGUGCGCCGUCACCCGACGCGUAUAUAGGUAUCUUCCAUUUUCAGUUUUUGCGGCAUUACCCUGCUUCCUUUUCGGGCAUUGAUGAUUCCAUACGUACUACUGCGCCGUCUUUCCUUGGAGUUGGCAAGGAAAAGCGUGGUUUCGCCAUUGAACAGCGAGAUCUUGCAGAAAUUCUCGAUGAAGUGUCUUACAUAUAUGACCUGGCCCUCAUCUCCAUCUUCGCAGGCACCUGCCUCGCGAUCUUCGUGAUGACAUACCUCGCCGUCAUCCGCGCCAGACCCCGGAUCUCAUCUGCCGAUCUUUGGACAACGCAGUGGUUCGUCCUAUGCAGCGCCAUCCACCUCAUCCUCGAAGGCUCCUACGCGUACAGCUUCCGCACCAUGGGCAGCAGAACGGACCUCCUCGGCCAACUGUGGAAGGAAUACUCCCUCUCGGACAGCCGGUAUCUCUCCCCCGACGCCUUCGUGCUGUGCAUGGAGACCAUCACGGCGGUCUGCUGGGGUCCUCUUUCCCUGAUAACCGCCGUGUGCAUCGUAAGGGACCAUGUCCUGCGCCAUCCCUUGCAAAUAGUUGUCUCGCUGGGCCAGCUGUACGGCGACGUGCUAUACUAUGCGACGAGCUGGUUCGGGCAUGAGGUUUUCGGGGUGGCUUACUCGCGUCCCGAGCGGUAUUAUUUCUGGGGAUAUUUUGUGUUUUGUAAUGCGUUUUGGAUUGUGGUUCCAUUGGUCCUUUUGUAUAGGAGUUUCAAGGCCACAGCGGGUGCUUUCGCUGUUCAGCAGAGACCGUUGGUUGAGAAGAAUGGGGCGAAGAAGACGCUCUGA